CUUGUCUCGGUCUCCACGCCGGGAGCCUCCGUGCGCGCUCGUCCCGCGGGGCUGGGCCUGCGAGCCGCGCUCCCCUCCGCUCCCCUCCUCGCCCGCGGGCUCCGGGGCUGAAGCGGUGUCCGAUGAAGAAUAUCAGUGGAAAGCCCCCUUUUACUUCAUUCAAGGAGCAGAUCCUCAAUUUGGGCUGAUGAAAGCCUGGGCAAUUGGUGACUGUGACAGUGGAGGUGAUGAAUGGGAAGAGGAGAUCAAAUUAACAGAGCAAGCUGUACAGGCCAUUAACAAGCUAAAUCCCAAACCCAAGUUUUUUGUAUUAUGUGGUGACCUCAUACACGGCAUGCCAGGAACUCAGUGGCGAAAGGACCAAGAGCAAGAUUUGAAGAAUGUUCUGAAGAAGGUUGACCAAGAUAUCCCGUUGGUAUUUGUCAGUGGAAAUCAUGAUAUUGGCAAUGCUCCAACACCAGAAACUAUAGAUGAUUAUUGCAAGCAUUGGGGCGAUGACUACUUCAGUUUUUGGAUUGGAGGAGUUUUCUUUCUUGUGCUGAAUUCUCAGUUAUACUUCAAUUCUUCUAAAUGCCCUGAGUUAAAGCAGGCCCAAGAUGAAUGGCUCAAUGGGCAGCUGGCUAUUGCUGAAAAACAGAAGUGUAAACAUGUAAUUGUAUUUCAGCACAUUCCUCUAUUUCUAAAAGACCCUGAUGAGGACCACGACUACUUUAACUUAGAGAAGUCAGUUCGGCACAACAUCAUGGAAAAGUUCCAGAAAGCAGCUCAAGCAAGUUUUCCAGCCUGCACCGCAACCAUCUUCAGUGCAUUAAAGCUGUGUUUUCUGGCCACUGCCAUAAGAAUGCUGGCGGAUUCUACAAAGGCCUAGAAAUGGUGGUUUCAUCAGCAAUAGGAUGUCAGCUGGGAGAAGAUACUCACGGGCUUAGAGUGGUCAUUGUCACAGAGGAAGACAUUGUUCACAGAUACUACAGUUUAAAUGAACUGAGUAACCAAGGGAUAGGUAAGGAUCUACUG
This is a messenger RNA of Alligator sinensis (Chinese alligator), 1014 nucleotides long. It is a transcript of the gene CPPED1, whose product is annotated as calcineurin like phosphoesterase domain containing 1. NCBI's taxonomy places the organism in Eukaryota, Metazoa, Chordata, Crocodylia, Alligatoridae. Bases 188 to 868 code for a protein of 226 amino acids. The record is from RefSeq and is a predicted model, not a curated record. Gene Ontology annotation, molecular function: hydrolase activity. The transcript has 5 exons.